Acytostelium subglobosum LB1 is the source of this 2082-nucleotide messenger RNA. RefSeq lists its product as hypothetical. The transcript is spliced from 5 exons. The record is from RefSeq and is a predicted model, not a curated record. NCBI's taxonomy places the organism in Eukaryota, Evosea, Eumycetozoa, Acytosteliales, Acytosteliaceae. Gene Ontology annotation, cellular component: cytoplasm. Gene Ontology annotation, biological process: signal transduction. Bases 1 to 2082 code for a protein of 693 amino acids. Gene Ontology annotation, molecular function: GTPase activator activity.
AUGAUUGGACAAGAUAAUAAUGUCCCCAAUCCAUUGACAGGUGGAAAUCAAACUCUGAAGGAGGAGGUUGUUGUUGAAAAGGUGGCGACGACACCUGUGUUGCCAUCACAGACUGCUGAUGUUAGGAGGAUGAAGUUCUCAACUGAUAUGUGGGACGGAUUUGAUGUAUUAUGUAAGAGGACAGAGGCUGGUAUCGAUCAAUGUAAAGAACUAUUGGACUUUUUCAAGAAGAGAGCUGCCAUGGAGGACAAGUACUCAAAGUUCGUCGUGGAGCAGUUCUCAAAGUUUAAGUUAAAGGAUGAGACAGAUUCAUUCCAGAAGGGCUUCAGCUGCCUGUCUGUACUUAGUGAGGCAGAGUCCAACAUUCACAAGUCAUUCUCUACCAACUUGAGCAACAAUCUAAUCCAUCCAUUCAAUGCUUUGGUCAAGGAGAUGGAGACCAGAAGGAAGAAUCUUGUUAACGAGGGACAGAGACUUAGGAAUGACUUUAAGGACUCUUUGGAGGCAGUACGCAAGGCAAGCCAAAAGUAUGAGAAGUUGUGCAAGGAGAAUGAAGCCGCAAAGAUUGAGUUGAUCACAAUGCUAGAGAAAGAGACUGAUGUGGAAGGACCUUCAGUAAAGGUACAAGCCAUCGAGAAAAAGGUGGCCAAAUGCGAAGCCAACUGCAUCACUGCCGAAGAGGAAUACAAGAUCCAGAUCAAAGAGACCAACGACUUUAUCCAAGGUUACUACCAAUCAAAGAUGACUGACAACUUGAAUGAAUUUGAACAGUUCGAAUUGAUGAGGAUGCAGUUCAUCAAGAGUAACAUCAAGAAUUACAUGGCAUUGAUGUUGGAGUUGCCACCAGCACUUGAUGGUGAGCUGACAAGUCGUGGAAAGCAGACGGAUAUCAUUGAUCCAGAGGAGGACCUCCAGAGCUAUAUCAAGAACCAUGCCUCUGUCAAGAAGAUUCCACCUCCAUUCCAAUUCGAACCCUUUGUCGAGGGCAAGUUGAUAUCAUUGAGCAGCAGCACCAGUGGCACGGGCUCGGUGCCAAUGUCCACGUCACCACCCGCAGCCAAGUCUUCUGGCGGCUUCAAUCUCUUUGGAUUCUUUGGCAAGAGUAGCAGCAGCUCAGUGCCACCACCCAAGCAGCAGGAGCUCCAAUCACUAAAGAGUCGCAUAUUUGGUGCAGACUUGGAGGAGCUCAUGGACCAACAAAAGGCUGACAAUCCUCAGCUCGAGGUACCAUUGAUUUUGGUCGACUUUGUACAGACACUACUCAAGCUCAAUGCGUUCGAGACAGAGAACAUCUUUAGAAUGUCGCCAUCUCAUGCCCAGACCCUUGUGGAGAAGCAAAAGUUGGACGAAGGUGGCAGUCUGGACCACCUCACCGACGUCCACAUGGUUGCCUCCCUUCUCAAGCAGUGGCUAAAGGACCUUCCCAACCCUCUAAUAUCAUUCGGUAUCUAUGAUGAGAUCAUCACAACACCUCACAACUCGACAUCGAUCAUUGAGAAUGGUAUUCCAUUGCUCAAUCAGAGAGUGUUGAAGUAUUUGAUUGACUUCUUGGCCGAGUUCCUUGAGCCAGAGUUUGCAGAGUCUUCAAAGAUGGAUGUACAGAGUCUGGCCGUGGUCCUGACGCCAACACUCAUUCGCACCAACAUUGAUCUCGACCCACAAGAGGCGCUGGAGAACUCCAAGAAGGAGGUGGUCGUUGUCAAAUGUCUGAUAAUGGAUGCACUCAACAAGAAGAAGGAGAAAGAGUUGAUGCAGGCUGAGAAGGCGCGUAGCCGUAGCUCAUCCGUCAACAAAGAUAACAACACCAAUCAAUCAUCAUCCGAGAAUAUAAGUCGCGGCGACAACAACAACAACAAUGACAACGAUAAUGACGAUGGCGACAUUACACAGGUACCUGAGCGUAGUCUAAGCAACCAGUCAUUUGGCACUAGUGAGUUCUCUGUCAACAAGUCAGACUCGGACACCGUACUGGUAGACUCUGAAUCAACUGAUGACUUUAUCCAAGUGACCAACGACUCUUUGCAACAUGUUAGCAGCAACGAUGAGCACUCACUUCACUCCAGUGGCGAGGAUCAUUCAUGA